Messenger RNA from Salvia splendens (bonfire salvia), 888 nucleotides. RefSeq lists its product as uncharacterized. The coding region runs from base 139 to 888 and encodes 249 amino acids. Gene Ontology annotation, biological process: meristem maintenance; meristem development. The transcript has 4 exons. The record is from RefSeq and is a predicted model, not a curated record. NCBI's taxonomy places the organism in Eukaryota, Viridiplantae, Streptophyta, Magnoliopsida, Lamiales, Lamiaceae.
AUUACUCUUUUAAGCAUAAUUUUUAUUGAUUUUUGUGUUGUUCGCUCAUAAUUUAAUUUUUGUAGAUGGACUGGUCGGGCCUCUUAUGUAAAAGCACCGGGGCAUUGCAUUGAAACUUUCAGAGAUCAGUUCUCAACAAUGCAUGCCAAUCAGUUUAUUUGGAGGCCGUAUGAAUCGCGAAAUCUGCCGGAUGUUUGUGUUGCCGGUCGUCCUAUAUGGACGUCGAUGACAACACUAAUCUGCUGGAAUAUGGUUGAGCCACACAUGCCACAACGGGUGUUGCGACAAUUUGGGAUUGUCCAACCUUAUAUCCCGAUUGUCGACCGGUUCCACGGAUCUGAUUUUACGAAACAGGAUCGACGUGGCAAAGCAGGUCGGAACUGGGUUCAGUGGCACGCCAAUCAUAUACAAGAUUGGCAUAAUAGGCACGACACGGUGUAUGUUGAUUUGGAGUACUCAUUGGUGCCUGUUGCUACUGAUGAGUACAUGGAUUGGUUUCGCCGGAUAACCGUGGUGUACCUAACAAAACCUGGGGUGCAUUCUCAUGAGGGCUUCCAUGAAACAGCGGCCUCUCAUCACUACGCGGUGGAGACCCUUCACAAAAUACGCCACUUUCUUAGGGAGCAAGACAUGUCAGGACCAGGGCUGAUAUGUGGGGAAGCUGAGACGAUGGACCACCGUCCUUCACAGCGCUCUGAGCUGGACCUUGACAUGCCCGUGCGGCAAAAAGCGAAGCGGCGUGGAAAGAAGAAAGUUGGUGGAGAGUCGUCAUCAUCAAGGAUGGAUACUCAGUUGGUUGAUGAUUCUGAUGACGAUUUUGUGGCUCCACCUCCACCAAGAUCUGCCGUGCGGGGUCGUCACUCUGUCAGCCACACGGGUGGUACAUGA